AAGCAUUCUGCUGACCGGCUGUUGAUGGCAGUUAGCAUCAACUGCAUAUGAAAAGUACAAUUACCUGGAUUCGGCUUGGCUCAAUAAAUUAAAUAUAAUAUCAAUAAUCCAAUAAAAAUGAUUGAUUCAUUCAUUUUCGUUAGUUGAUUACAUCAACUAAUCUUCUCUAGAACUGUUCUUUCUAUUAAAAUCCGCUUCGAAAUCUCAAGAAAUGAGUCAGUGGGUUUUCUGCUCUUGCUGAAUUUAGUACACAAGACAGAAAUGGAGGGUUUUAGGAAGAUGGUGUUUGAUGAUUGGGCUCCAUUGAUAACAAGCUUUGUUCAUGAAACUCUACUUAAGCUGACGAAAGAUGAAGCAAUUCAGGAACUUGGGUUGACAUGGAACGUAAUAAGAAGCUCAAUUAUUGUUCCAGGCUUGACAGUAUCAGUCUACUUGUGUUCAGUGAUGGUAGUCAUGGUGUUGUUUGAAAGAUUGUAUAUGUCAGUCAUAGUUUACUAUAUGAUGCUUUCUGGGUUUAAGCCAGAAAAGCGUUAUAAAUUCGAAGCAAUUAAUCCAGUGGAACACAACGUCGAAGAACAAGGUGAGGUUCAGAAAUGUUCAUCAGAUUAUCCGAUGGUGCUAGUUCAGAUACCCAUGUACAAUGAAAGAAAGGUCUACAAGCUGUCAAUAGGAGCUGCCUGUCGUCUUUCAUGGCCGUCCAACAGAAUCAUAGUUCAAGUCCUCGAUGAUUCAACUGAUCCUCUCAUCAAGGAUUUGGUUCAGAUAGAAUGUCAAAGAUGGGAAAAUGAAGGAAUAAACAUCAAAUACGAAACUAGAGCUAAUCGAAAUGGGUAUAAAGCUGGAGGUCUUAAAGAAGGUUUGAAACACAGCUACGUCAAGGAAUGCGAAUUUGUUGCCAUCUUUGAUGCUGAUUUCCAACCUGACCCUGACUACCUCCACCGAACCGUUCCUUACCUCAUACACAAUCAAGAAAUUGGUCUUGUUCAAGCGCAAUGGGAAUACACUAAUUCACAUGAGUGCAUAAUGACAAGAAUUCAGGAACUGUCUUUGAACUUCCAUUUUAAGGUGGAACAAGAAGUUGGGUCUUACGCGUAUGCCUUCUUCAGUUUCAAUGGCACCGCAGGUGUAUGGAGACUUACAGCUAUUAACGAAGCAGGAGGAUGGAAUCCACGCACAACUACAGAGGACUUGGAUCUGUCCCUCCGGGCAAGUCUCCGGGGCUGGAAAUUUGUCUACGUCUCUGAUAUCAAGGUGAAAUGUGAAUUGCCUAGCACUUACAAGGCCCUUCGUUAUCAACAGCAUCGAUGGUCAUGUGGACCUGCCAACUUAUUCAGAAAAAUGGUGAUGGAUAUCAUCAGGAAUAAGAGGAUCAGUUUCUGGAGGAAGAUUUAUGUUAUUUAUAACUUCUUCUUAGCCCGGAAGAUGGUAACUCAUAUCAUCUCCUUCACCUUUUUCUGUGUGAUAAUCCCUAUGUGCGUUAUGUUUCCUGAAGUUGAUAUACCAAAAUGGAGUGCAGUUUAUAUACCCACCACCAUCAUGCUUCUCAAUAUUAUUGAAACACCAAGGUCUAUCCACCUACUUGUUUUCUGGAUUUUACUUGAAAAUGUCUUGUCUAUGACUCGAAUAAAAGCAAUAUAUAUAGGUUUGCUAGAUAGGAAGAGAGCGAAUGAAUGGGUAGUCACAGAGAAAUUAGGAGAAGCUCUACUCAUAUCUGAAGACUCCAACAGCUUACCAAUAAAAGCAUCGAGGAAACUUCCAUUGCUAGAAAGAAUCUACUUGAUGGAGCUCUGCACGGGAACGUUCCUCUUCUUUUGUGCAUUUUAUGAUCUAGUAAUCACAAAAUCUGGGAAAUACAUAUACUUGUAUUUACAAGGAGGUGCCUUCUUAAUUUGUGGGUUGGGUUAUGUUGGCACCCAACCCCCAUAUGAUUAGCAAGAGCAACAAAUCAGUCUCAUCAUUUGGAACCUAUACCGUUUCUCUAACAACAUAAAAGUGUUAUCUUGUAGGUGUCAAUUCUUGCUAAAAUAUCACAAUAUCAAAAAUAGGAUUGGCAAGUUACAGAAUACAGUGACAACAUAGUAUAGUUUUCGAUUGGCUAGAGAGUUCUAAACAGCUAAUCCAUGUUAUGUAACUCCUUUUAAAUAUGUAUGAUUCUUUCGAUUGUCAAUUGAACUUAACAGAAAUAACCAAUAUAUAUCAUUCUUUCUGUAAACGGUAAACCUCUUCAUUUUAUCUUCCAUUUACCACGGUUUCCCUACAAAAACAUCUACUUCUACCUAACCCCUAAUUGAACUACAGAUUCCUCAAACAUCCCACAUCAAAACCCUAACA
Messenger RNA from Papaver somniferum (opium poppy), 2331 nucleotides. RefSeq names its product probable glucomannan 4-beta-mannosyltransferase 11. NCBI's taxonomy places the organism in Eukaryota, Viridiplantae, Streptophyta, Magnoliopsida, Ranunculales, Papaveraceae. Gene Ontology annotation, cellular component: Golgi apparatus. The transcript is spliced from 8 exons. The record is from RefSeq and is a predicted model, not a curated record. The coding region runs from base 262 to 1932 and encodes 556 amino acids. Gene Ontology annotation, molecular function: mannan synthase activity.